Messenger RNA from Drosophila elegans, 716 nucleotides. RefSeq lists its product as uncharacterized. The transcript has 5 exons. Lineage: Eukaryota; Metazoa; Arthropoda; Insecta; Diptera; Drosophilidae. The record is from RefSeq and is a predicted model, not a curated record. Bases 103 to 591 code for a protein of 162 amino acids.
UUAUGUAUCAUAAAAUCUCCAAAAUACAAUUGUGCAUUUGCAUAAAUAAAUAAAUUUUUUGAUAAGUUAAUUUUGCAUUUACUGUCAAAAACAUUUCAAAACAUGUUUUGGGCCAAAAAAUGUUGCUUCUGUAUAUCUUUGCAAACGGGAUGUAUCAUAAUUGCACUGCUUGGAUUAUUUUUGUCCGGCAUGAACAUUGACUAUACUCUAUACCUCUUGAAUAGCACUCAUACCCGAGAAACCCAAUAUAAAUUUCCAGCGGAAGUACUCUACACAUCUUUACAAAUAAUUCCGGAUUGUUUGUCUGUCUUGGCAUCGUGUUUGCUGAUAUUUGCAAUCAUCUCGCAAUAUUUAUGGCUGUUUUGGAUCACUCUGUUUUUCCAAACUCUUCAGGCAAUAUAUCUGGUUACAUUUAGUAUUGUUUCUUCUUUAAUCGGAUCAAAUUUAAUAAUAAAUGAGAGCUUUUGGCACAACAUAACUUAUUGGGUGUAUGUGAUACUUUGGCUGGCACUGACAUUAUAUUUCAUGUACAUAAUCUAUUCGUAUUAUCGACAACUAAAGGAGGGAGAAAUUGAAAAUGCUAUAGAAUGAUUUAUGCCUUAUAUUUUGUAAUAUUUGGCUUGCUCAACAUGUAAUUUGUAAAACCUAAAAAGACUAGCUAAAUUUAUAUCUGUAACUAUAUUUCAUUGAAUGUGUCGUCAUUUUCACAUACACGG